AUGGAUAAGAGUCAAACACACAUUAAAAAAGGACUUCCUGCGUAUUUGGAGCACAGUGCCACAGGUCUGGCGAGACUUCCGAGGGUACAGUUGUAUGCAUCGUCUGCGGGCUUCACGACCUUGUCGAUGCAAAAAGUGGGCAAGCAGGGUCAAAACCCUGGGCUGGACGAGCCAGGUUCAGAAAAUCCCGUCGACGAAGACGGAAGGGCGUGUGUGAUCCGCAGCGGCAGCCGCUGA
This is a messenger RNA of Pyricularia pennisetigena, 237 nucleotides long. RefSeq lists its product as uncharacterized. The record is from RefSeq and is a predicted model, not a curated record. NCBI's taxonomy places the organism in Eukaryota, Fungi, Ascomycota, Sordariomycetes, Magnaporthales, Pyriculariaceae. Bases 1 to 237 code for a protein of 78 amino acids. The transcript is spliced from 2 exons.